Ambispora gerdemannii is the source of this 996-nucleotide messenger RNA. The record is from the annotation of a GenBank genome assembly. NCBI's taxonomy places the organism in Eukaryota, Fungi, Glomeromycota, Glomeromycetes, Archaeosporales, Ambisporaceae.
AUGGUAGAUUCAAUAAGUAGCAGUAACUCGGAACUCGAAGAUUUGUCGCAGGCGGACUCCUCACCAUUACCGCUAACUGUUAAAACCACCAUGAAUAACAAUAAGAAUAAUGAUAUCAUGGCUGCGAAAGGGGGAGCAGGGCUAGGAGGCACUUUACUUUGUAAAUGGGAACGUUGUAACUCUUCUUUCACAAGCUUAAUUGACCUGGUGGCUCAUUUACACGACGAACACGUCGGAAGAAAAAAAGCAGCAUAUACCUGUGAAUGGGCAGGGUGUCCACGAAAAAGCAAGACGCAAACUUCGCGAUUUGCACUUAUUACACAUUUACGGAGUCAUACUGGUGAAAAACCUUUUACUUGCGAAAUUAAAGGUUGUGAAAAGAAAUUCACACGACCAGAUUCAUUGACAAAGCAUAUGAAAAGUCAACACGAGGAUACAUCGGACAACAAAAAAAAGCGUAACAUGGAAGAAAUAUUUAAACAAAACCCCGAGACAUCACCGUACAUCAAUCAAAGUCAUAUAUACACCACUUCCUCUUCAAGCGGAAAUGAUGAAGGGGGAGAAAACAUUGUUGAUCACGAAGAAGAUGACCGUGACAAUGAUAGCGAGGAGGUGGAAUACGACGACGAACGAAAGGUUAACAACAACAAUAUUAUUACAACUGGUUCCUCGUCAUCCAGAGAAAGUAGCACGGCAAAUGUCCAUCAACAUCCAAAUCAACAUCAUGGUCAAGUCCAACAAAAAUCCUAUCACGAAAAAUAUUUGAUUCUCAAGGCGAAACAUCGUUACAUUCGUAGAGAGAAUGAAUUAUUGAUUGACGAAUAUCAGGCGAUCAAAAAGAAAUUGAAACGCCUUCGCACGGAAAAAGACAUUUUACUUGAUGCUACAAUGGAUUGGAAUACGAGGAAGAAGAGUUAUUUGAUGGUGAAAGUGGAAAUGGCGAUAAAAAGAACGCAUGAUAAAAAAUUAUCGGAUAAAUUACAAGUACAAGAGUGA